AAAAAAUCCCAGAAAUAUCAUUGGUCUUUUUCAUCAAACACUCAUCUUCCAAAAAUCCAGACACUGAUACUUCAUUAUCUUCUUCUUCUUUCUCCCUCAAUGUCUUCUUCCUCUUCACUUUAAUUUAAUCUCAAUAACAAUAAAACACACCCAUCCAAACACGCCCUUAAAUGGAAGCUCUAAAAUCCUCCUUCAUCUCCCCCCUCCCCUUCUCCCAAACCCCAUCAAAACCCAAACCCCCAAAGCCCACAAUCUCCUGCUCCGCCAUCUCUCCAGACCCAUGGUCCUUAAGCGACGGCAACUCCAUCAACAAGCCCAAGCCCAAGUCCAAGAACCCCAAGAACAACCUCUCCGACGACAACGCCCGUCGCAUAAUCAAGAGCAAGGCCCAGUACUUGAGCACUCUGAGGAGGAACCAGGGGUCCAAUGCUCAAACGCCCAGGUGGAUCAAGAGGUCUCCGGAGCAAAUGGUGGCCUAUUUGGAGGAUGAUAGGAAUGGGCAUUUGUAUGGGAAGCAUGUCGUGGCUGCGAUAAAGCGGGUUAGGAGUUUGGCUGGGAGAGGGGAAGGGGAGUAUGAUAUGAGGGUUGUGAUGGCGGGAUUUGUUAGUGUGUUGAGUUUUAGGGAAAUGUGUACUGUGUUGAAGGAGCAGAAGGGGUGGAGGCAAGUGAGGGAUUUUUUCGGGUGGAUGAAAUUGCAGUUAAGCUACCGACCUAGUGUUAUUGUCUACACAAUUGUGAUACGUAUGUAUGGCCAAGUCGGGAAAAUAAAGCUUGCAGAAGAGACCUUCUUGGAGAUGCUUGAAUCAGGGUGCGAGCCUGAUGAAGUUGCUUGUGGUACCAUGCUCUGUGCAUAUGCUAGAUGGGGACGUCACAAGGCUAUGGAGUCAUUUUACUCUGCUGUACGUGAACGAGGGAUAUCUCUUACCAUUGCGGUUUACAAUUUCAUGCUUUCAUCUCUGCAGAAAAAGUCACUCCAUGUUAAUGUCACAGAGUUGUGGAGGCAGAUGGUUGAUACGGGGGUAGUGCCAAAUGAGUUUACUUAUACAGUAGUAAUAAGCUCAUUUGUGAAACAAGGUCAAGCCGAGCAAGCCUUUGAAACUUACAGGGAGAUGAUAAAAUUAAGUUUUAUACCAGAGGAGGUAACUUACAGCCUCCUAAUAAGUUUAAGUGCCAAAAGGGGUGACACGGAUGAAACACUUAGACUAUAUAGGAGCAUGAGAUCACAUGGCAUAGUACCAAGUAAUUUCACAUGUGCAUCACUUUUGGCCCUUCACUACAGAAACAGGGACUAUUCUAGAGCUCUUUCCCUUUUUUUGGAAAUGGGAAAGUAUAAAAUAGCUGCAGAUGAGGUUAUCUAUGGCUUACUAAUUAGGAUAUAUGGGAAACUUGGUCUAUACGAGGAUGCUCAAAAAACUUUCCGAGAGAUUAAGACACUGGGUUUACUUACUGAUGAGAAAACAUAUAUAACAAUGACACAAGUCCAUCUUAAUUCAGGAAACUUUGAGGAAGCUUUGCGUAUUAUGGAAGAAAUGCGUGCUAAAAACAUAUUGUUUUCAAGAUUUGCUUUCAUUGUCUUAUUGCAAUGCAAUGUUAUGAAAGAAGAUGUAGCAGCUGCUGAGGGUACAUUUCAAGCUCUGGCAAAGACUGGGAUUCCUGAUGCUCGUUCCUGUAAAGACAUGCUCAGCUUGUAUAUGAAACUAAGUUUGAUUGACAAGGCAAAAAGUUUUAUUGUUCAGGUAAGGAAAGAUGGGGUAAAUUUCGAUGAGGAGCUUCUAAAGACAGUCAUUAAGUUAUAUUGCCAGGAGAAUAUGUUGAAGGAUGCAGAACAGUUGAUUGAUGAUUUAAAUACAAUUGAAUCUUUUAGGAACAAUAAAUUUAUACAAACAAUUUCCCUGGUUAUGCAUGGUGAAUCUGUAUUGCCUGAUGGUGAUGAUUCUUUUGAGCCCUUGGAUGCACAUGGUACAAUGGCUUUUGGGAUGAUGCUUAGUUUGUAUAUGGCAGAUGGCAAUGGCAGUGGAAUAGAAGAAAAACUCAAAUUUCUGCUCAACACUCCUAAUGGCUUGACAGUUGCUAGCCAACUCAUCAUCAAUUUUAUUAAAGAAGGAGACGCAUCAAAAGCGGAAUGCCUGCAUGCCUUACUACUGAAGCUUGGUUACACCCCGGAGGAUGUUGCAAGUGCAUCUAUGAUAAGUUUGUAUGGAAAGCAACGGAAGCUGAAACAAGCACAAGAAGUCUUUGCAGCAGUGGCAGAUUCAUCUAAAGCUAGAAAACUUUUAUACAGUUCAAUGAUUGAUGCGUAUGCCAAGUGUGGAACAUCAGAGGAAGCAUACCUAUUUUUCAGAGAAGAGACUGUAAAAGGCCAUGAUUUAGGUGCUGUAGCCAUCAGCAUGCUUGUGAAUGUUUUGACUGACUGUGGUAAAUAUAGACUAGCAGAGAACGUUAUUCGUGACUGCUUUCGUAAUAAUAUGGAGCUUGAUACUGUAGCGUACAAUACCUUCAUCAAAGCGAUGCUAGAUGCAGGUAGAUUGCAUUUUGCAGCUAGCAUUUAUGAGCACAUGCUCUCUCUGGGCGUUGUUCCAUCAAUUCAUACAUAUAACACCAUGAUCAGUGUGCAUGGACGUGGUCGAAAUCUGGAUAAAGCCGUGGAGGUAUUUAAGAUGGCUCAAAGUAGGGGGGUGGCUUUGGAUGAGAAAGCAUACACUAAUAUGAUAUGCUAUUAUGGAAAAGCUGGUAAAAGUGAUGAAGCAUCCCUUCUAUUUAGAAAAAUGCGAGAAGAAGGAAUAAAACCUGGGCAGGUGAGUUACAAUAUUAUGAUGAAUGUGUAUUCUACUGCAACACUUCAUCAUGAAGCAGAAGAGCUUUUUGAAACCAUGCAAAGAGAUGGUUGCUCACCAGACUCCUUCACUUACCUUGCCCUUAUUCGAGCUUAUACAAAGGGACUUAAAUACUCUCAAGCAGAGGAAACUAUAAGAUUAAUGAGGAAGAAUGGAAUAUCCCCUUCCUGUGCUCACUUUAACCUCUUACUACACGCCUUUGCAAAAACGGGCAGGACAAAGGAAGCUGCAAUGGUAUUUGAAGAAAUUUUAGGCGCUGGAUUAAUUCCUGAGCUUGCAUGCUACAGAGCUUUACUUGGAGCUUACAUGGACUAUGGACACGUGGAAGAAGGCAUCUCUUUCUAUGAAAAGAUUACUGGUUUAGUUGAACCAGACAGGUUUAUUAUGAGCGCAGCUGUUCAUUUGUACCAGUCAGUUGGCAUGGAACCUAAAUCUGAAGACAUUCUAAAGUCUAUGAAGAGUUUGGGAAUUUCUUUCCUCGAUAAUCUUGUAGUUGGAUCAAAAGCUCAGAGUAUCUAGUCUGUCAAAAUCAGUGCCACCUCUCAUCUAUAUAAUACUGGUGAGGCAGUAAUGAUUACAACGCUAUUGCAAAACCAAAGAUAUGCUGAGAAAAGGAAUUAGCAGAUAUGAAGGCAUGCUGGGAAGAGGUGGUCAGUGACGGCCUUUCCAACCUUCACACGUCUAUGAAGAGAAGAGGUGCUUCUUAAACACGCAAAAUUCGACAAUCUCCAUUAACUUUUGUAAUGGAACUGGGCUAGCCAUAGGCUCAAAAUGAUGACCUUUGGCUCUGGGUGAUACAUAAACAUUAUAACCUCAUCGCUGUUGGUGAAUUGCCGCAUUGCUUGAUUGCAGAACCGUUGAACCUGUAUACAUUGCUUUUUUCUAGGUGCUCUACUGCUGCAGAGACUACUGCCACCAGAUUUUUUGCACAUUUAGAAGAGUCAGGACAGGAUUACUUGAGCUAGUUGUUCUUUUGAAUGAGGAAAGUAUUGUUUAAUUUUA
This is a messenger RNA of Daucus carota subsp. sativus, 3836 nucleotides long. Its product is annotated as pentatricopeptide repeat-containing protein At5g27270. The record is from RefSeq and is a predicted model, not a curated record. Gene Ontology annotation, molecular function: protein binding. Gene Ontology annotation, cellular component: chloroplast. NCBI's taxonomy places the organism in Eukaryota, Viridiplantae, Streptophyta, Magnoliopsida, Apiales, Apiaceae. The transcript is spliced from 8 exons. The coding region runs from base 171 to 3353 and encodes 1060 amino acids. Gene Ontology annotation, biological process: mitochondria-nucleus signaling pathway; chloroplast-nucleus signaling pathway.